CCUGCCCGGCCGCACGAUCAUGAGGUGAACUCCGGCGUCCAACUUUUGUAAAUACUAAAAUGUCUUCCGCGACUUGUACAUUCGCUAUCGUCUGCCUUCUUUGUUCAAGUGUUUUUGUUCGCGCCAAAUUAGACAUAGACGAGACUACCGAUGUCUUCGACCAGAGUGCUUUCGGCGAGAACGACUUGUGGAGCACCCUGUACCAACAGUGCGGUAAACGGUCUAGUUACGGGUGCGUCCAGGAGAGUCUUACGUCGUAUUUGGACAGUGCUUUGGAGUCAGACUUUGUGACGGACGCGGUGUCUUUCACACAGAACGAGAACAACUAUACGAACAUUUGUGCGAGAGUGAAGAAAGAUCAUCCGGGAGACUUCAACGAACGGGCAGAACGGAAGUUGGAGUACAACGAGGAUGGGUUCUCAGAGUUUAUCGAGAAAGUGGAAGAGGUAGAGAAAAAGGAGGAUAAUUUUAGAAAAGGUAAAUCCUUAAAAGAAUCUUCAACUGAAGAAACAUCGAUUCCAUCAGUUGUGGAUUCGCAAAACUCCUCACAAAACUCUACUUUACCCGAGUCAAAGAACAUUCGAGACUUAACUGAUGUGAUGUACGAUCGAGGUCUCAAGUACUUGAUGACCCACGAUGUAGACUUAGCUAUCCCAUCCUUCAUGUUUGGAGGAGGCAAGGUGCGAAUCUCCCCCAGAGGAUUUGACGACGAUGGAGGAGCGAUCGUCAAGCUGAACGUGCUCCCUGACCAACCUCAAGAGGGGCGUCUCUUCUUCAAGCACAUCAAGAAGCUGUUCAGGAAGAAGCUGAUGUCGUCGAUGUUAGCGGCCAUGUUGAUUCUGAAGUUGCUCAAGUUGAAGCUCAUGUUCUUCCUACCCGUUCUUCUGGGAGUUGGAACCGCCAAAAAGAUCCUCCUGAAGGUUCUGCUGUUCCUGUUUCCCGCGCUGGCUCAUCUGUUUAAGCUCUGCUCGUACUACCACCACAAGCACGCAAAAUAUCACCAUCAUCAUCACCAGAUCGCCCACCACCACCAUCACAUCCCAGUGCCAGUCUACACCCCGGUACACACCGCCCCCGGGGAGCUGCCCGCACCAUACCCCGCCAGCUACGACGCCACGGGACCCGGUGUGUAUCACAGUCGUACCGAGGCCCCAGGCAGUCUAGCGGACCUUGCGGCCUGGGGCCUGGGCGAGUACCCGUCCGCCUGGGACAACAACCUCCCAGCGGCGACCGACCCUCCGAGGUACAACUACCCUACACGACCUCAACAGGUUGUAGCAGCAGCGACACCACAGUACGCGACGACUGCUAAUCUCAAGCAGCUGUACGCCUCAGCACUAGCCGGUGGCGUCAGCAAGACUCAGCAACAGCAAUACACGCAGCAGUACAACCAGGCGGUGACGUCACGUCUGCAGGCGCUGACGCCACGACCAACUGCGACGUCAGCGGCAUCAGCAGUGUACGACCCGUUCUACUCGCCCAUGCUGCAGAGGCUAGAUGCGGUCUUCAGCAGUCUCGGGGUCGCUGACGAAGGCUGCAGAGAGAGAGUCGUCUGCAGCAUGUACAAGAACCCGACGAGGUUUAGCCCGCACAGCAAUCUCGUGUCGGCAGAGCUCAGCAGGGACCCCUCCGAGCUUCAGAAGCCUUUGACAGCCAACAAUGCUGUGGUGAGGUUCUACCGCUACCUUCAGGCAGCACGAGAUGGUCAAGAGCACAAGGAAUGUUUGAGGCUCUACCCAGCAUGUUCAGUUGCCACAGAGUAAACCUACGCCUAGACAUGGAGAAACCAUGGGAAAUUUACGCUGAUCUUUCAGCGUAAAAAUCAAGCUGAUGAGCCAAGGAUUGUCUUAAGCUCUAAAUUCAGUGUUGUGUCUCAAUAGAAAAAAAACCUGCAUAUACAGAUAGACAAAAUGAUCCGAAAUGGAGCUGAAAAUCGUUCAAUGUAAACACCACCCUAAGCUCUUCAAUCUGUAAUGUUUCGAUUAGGCAAAUCUAGAUCCAAAACUAACGUAAAAAGUAGAAGUUAUAAAUGGCGCCUACAAAGCUAAAUAUUUUACAUAAAAUUUCAAACU
Messenger RNA from Macrosteles quadrilineatus (aster leafhopper), 2072 nucleotides. RefSeq lists its product as uncharacterized. NCBI's taxonomy places the organism in Eukaryota, Metazoa, Arthropoda, Insecta, Hemiptera, Cicadellidae. The record is from RefSeq and is a predicted model, not a curated record. The coding region runs from base 60 to 1763 and encodes 567 amino acids. The transcript is spliced from 5 exons.